UCGCAUGUUCCACAACAGCUCAUGCUGUGGUCCCACUGGAAAGAACAGCUUCAAGCAUCUUCGAUGACGGAAACUAGGCCAAAACGACACCCUGCCCGGCCAUGACAUGUCCUCGGUUCGUGUCGCAGCAUUUUCGCCAGCUCGCAUACAGACCCCGCCUUGACCACAAAUCUACUGACACCCUCGCUCGUUUGAAAACUUGCUCCCUACAAAAACAACAACCGUACCACAUACAACACCGUCGCCCGACAAACACAUCCGUGACCUUGAGAUACACCCCGCCUUCCGACUCGAUACGAACACGAACAACCAUGGCAUCCGCUACAAGCUUCUACGACUUCAAGCCGCUUGACAAGCGCGGCCAGGAGACCCCCACUGCCGAUUACAAGGGCAAGGUCGUCCUCAUCGUCAACACGGCCUCCAAGUGCGGUUUCACACCGCAAUUCGAGGGCCUCGAGAAGCUCUACAAGUCCAUCAAGGAGAAGCACGGUGAUGACUUUGUCAUCCUCGGCUUCCCCUGCAACCAGUUCGCCGGCCAGGACCCCGGUACCGACGACGACAUCCAGAGCUUCUGCCAGCUCAACUACGGUGUCACCUUCCCCAUUAUGGCCAAGUCCGACGUCAACGGCGAUGCGGCCAACCCCCUCUUCACCUGGCUCAAGGAUGAGAAGCCCGGUAUCAUGGGCCUCAAGCGCAUCAAGUGGAACUUUGAGAAGUUCCUUGUCGGCCGCGACGGCAAGGUCAAGGGACGCUGGGCCAGCACCACCAAGCCCGAAGCUCUUGAGAAGCCCGUGCUCGAUGAGCUCGCCAAGCCCGCGCCCGCCGAUGCUGCUCCUGCUGCCAAGCCCGAGUAA
Messenger RNA from Verticillium alfalfae VaMs.102, 854 nucleotides. RefSeq names its product peroxiredoxin HYR1. Gene Ontology annotation, biological process: response to oxidative stress. The transcript is spliced from 2 exons. Gene Ontology annotation, molecular function: glutathione peroxidase activity. The record is from RefSeq and is a predicted model, not a curated record. Lineage: Eukaryota; Fungi; Ascomycota; Sordariomycetes; Glomerellales; Plectosphaerellaceae. The coding region runs from base 312 to 854 and encodes 180 amino acids.